Symbiodinium pilosum is the source of this 1101-nucleotide messenger RNA. Lineage: Eukaryota; Dinophyceae; Suessiales; Symbiodiniaceae. The record is from the annotation of a GenBank genome assembly.
CUGCGCAUGGGCAAGUAUCCUGCCAUCCCGGUGGAAGCUGUUCUCUCCGCUCCUUAUGGCUCAGUUCUGAGGCGGGAAGUCUCCGGCGGCUGGGAGCGCAAGCGCAGAGGUGCUGAGGCGGCAGAAGAGGAGAAGGUGGAGGUGCAGGAGAACAACCAGCACUUGUCUCAGGACAACUCGGCUCAAUCGCUCUCACCGGAAGAGGUGCGCGAUCUGAAGAAAACGUGUGACGGCGAGGCGGUCGUAGAGGCGCUGGCGUCCAACAGCGCCACGUUUGCCUCCAAGACAAAGUUCGCGCAGGAGAAAUACCUAAAGAAAAAGGCGCAGAAGCACGUGCAACAGGUCACCCUGCUCCGGCCCACGGUGAUGGAGCUCUGUGAGACAUACUACCGCCAGUCGCGCGGGAAGGUGUGUGGCCUGCGAUAUGACUACCUGUCAUCGCUUCUUUGCCAUGCGGACGUUCGAAGCGGCGCUCGCUUCCUCGUCCUGGACAAUGCUGCCGGCCUCGUUAUUGGGGCCAUGGCCGUGCAACUGGGUGGCUUCGGCGAGAUAUUUCGCGUCUUCCGCGGUGGCUGCCCCGAGAAGGGCCUCAUCGAGUUGGAUCUCAGCGAGGCUGAGAAGGCGACUGUGCGCCCAGUGGCCCUGGAGGCCUUGCAGUCGUCUGACUGGAGCAACUGCGAGUGGCUCCGCGUGUCGCAAGGUGAUGAAGCACCCAGUGACCCAGCGGUUGCAAGUCGCCAGGAGGCGAGGGCUGCGCGGGUCCGACAGCGACGUGAAGCCGUGGAAGCCCUCCAGGCCACUCGGGUGGAUGGUCUUCUCAUCGUGGCGGGCGAUGACGACGCGGAGCUUGCGGCAGAGGUGUUAGAGAUUGGCCUCGAACGCCUUGCACCUGGCGGCCGUGUCGCUAUGUUUGGACAUCACCUGCAGCCUUUGGCGGCCUUACAGGGCACCUGGAGAUGUUCCAACAACUUUGUGGAUGUUCGCCUGGAGCAACUCUUCACGCGCGAAUACCAGGUUCUCCCCGCACGGACGCAUCCGCAUAUGGUCGCAGAGGCCCAGCUGUGCGAAGGCUUUAUCCUCAGCGGCAGCAAGGUCGCGGAG